UACUCUGAUCAUUUGUAACUAUCCAUGCCCCCCUCUGCAAUUCUUGUUCAUUUGGGAUGUGAUUGGCCUCUAAUGAUCGCCACCAACCACCCAGCCAUCCAGGCCACACCUCACCACCACCACCACCACCCUACUCUCCCACCUCCGCAGCCGAAAUCCAUCCUCGCUCACCAUCAGAGCUAAAUUAACCUCGCACCCCCGAAAUGAUCCGCUCGCCGCGCCCCACAUUGCCCGCAAAUCCAACCCUUUCGGGCCCAAUCACUCCCCAAAUCCACCUUUUUCGUCACUCCAUCCUGUCCUAAAUCCCCUCCUCAGUCCUCCCCACCCCCAAAGUCCUACCUUUCCCACUGCACCCCCUGCAGAGAUUCUUGGCCACUUUGAUUGCCCGCCUAUUCGUUUCCUGCGAAAAUCCGCUCUAGCUCACCAAAUUCCCUGCAAAACCCGUCUUUUUGGCGAUUUUUUUUUCUUUGAAAUUUUCGUUCUUGAGCGUCCAAUUCUGCUCGGGCUCCGGGGAGAUCCACCGUUUCUGCUUGCGCCAGGAGGGAGCUGGGCAGCGCGGCGCCCAUGUCGGACUCCGAGCUGUCCCAGGGCACGCUGGUGUUCGGGCUCCACCUCUGGGAGGUCGUCGGCAUCGGUGUCGGCGCCGCCUUCGUGCUCCUCCUCGUCCUCCUCUCCCUGCUGUGCCUGCUCGCGUCCCGCCGCCGCCGCCGCCGCCGCGCCGUCCCGGCCACCCCCGUCCUCCACCUCCCCGUCGUCGUGCCCAAUGCCCAGCCCAAGCACGCCGCCAAGCCCCCCAAGGACAUCCAGGAGGUGCCCUACCGCGGCGCCGCGGCCCCCGCCGCCCCGCUCAAGGCGCCGCUCGCGCAGGUGCUCCAGGCGCCGCCGCCGGACUCCAUCCAGAUCGAGACCGGGAAGGAGCACCGCAUCACGUUCCCGGAGCAGCCGCCGCCGCAGCACCACCAGCGGAGCGGGGGGCCGUCGUCGCGUGGCGCCAGCGGCGAGAGCCGCGGCGGGGGCGGGGAGCCGGGGGUCCCGGAGGUGUCCCACCUGGGGUGGGGCCACUGGUACACGCUCAAGGAGCUGGAGGACGCCACGUGCAUGUUCGCCGACGAGAAGGUGAUCGGCGAGGGCGGCUACGGCAUCGUCUACCACGGCGUGCUUGAAGGCGGCGUGCAGGUCGCCGUCAAGAAUCUCCUCAACAACAGGGGGCAGGCAGAGAGGGAAUUCAAGGUUGAGGUGGAAGCGAUUGGGCGGGUGCGGCACAAGAACCUGGUGCGGCUGUUAGGAUACUGUGCUGAAGGGAACCAGAGGAUGCUUGUGUAUGAGUAUGUCAAUAAUGGAAACUUGGAGCAAUGGCUUCAUGGUGAUGUUGGUCCUGUGAGCCCUCUCACAUGGGAUAUCAGAAUGAAGAUUAUUUUGGGAACAGCAAAAGGCUUAAUGUAUUUGCAUGAGGGACUUGAACCAAAGGUGGUUCACCGUGAUGUCAAGUCAAGCAAUAUUCUCCUUGACAAGCACUGGAAUGCUAAGCUUUCUGAUUUUGGGCUAGCGAAGCUUUUGGGUUCAGAGAGGAGUUACGUCACAACCAGGGUCAUGGGGACAUUUGGGUUAGACAUCAACACACUACCUACAAAGUUAGGAUCACACAAUAUAUACAAGAAUGUGUUGGCUUAUUUUUAUCUUAUUAUUUGCAGGUAUGUCGCACCAGAAUAUGCGGGCACUGGCAUGCUGAAUGAAACUAGUGAUGUCUAUAGCUUUGGAAUCCUUAUCAUGGAAAUAAUAUCUGGACGGGUUCCUGUUGAUUACAACAGGCCACCAGGGGAGGUUAACCUUGUUGAAUGGCUGAAGACAAUGGUCAGCAACCGAAAUUCUGAAGGGGUUUUGGAUCCGAAGAUGACUGAGAAGCCUACUUCUAGGGCAUUGAAGAAGGCUUUGCUAGUGGCUCUACGGUGCGUAGAUCCUGAAGCUCGCAAGAGGCCAAAGAUCGGGCAUGUCAUUCACAUGCUUGAAGUUGAUGAUUUUCCCUACAGAGAUGAACGUCGCGGUGGCAAGGCUCCAACUCAAGGGAGAUCGGUCGAAACACCUACAAGUGAACCGGGUGAUAGCAGUGGGAACAACACGCCAAAAGACGCACCGAAAGGAGGAGAGCCUUUCAAAUGGAGAACUCAAGAGACCUAGCAAUCAGGAAAAGCAGCGAUUGUUCCGAGUCUUCAUGCCCAUCCGAAAAUCUGUAUGCUGCGAGGCCACAAAAGGCUCAUUUUCUGUCUCGUCGGUUGGUCAGUUGGGCACACAAGCUCUGCAAGCACCAAUGGUGAUCGUCGUGACAGUAUCUGUACAUUGUCGGAUCAAUAUGUUAGGCAUAGUGAUUUUUUGGUUGUUUUGUUCUGGGUCGUAUUUAUGCGGGAGUUGAUUUGUAUGGUAAAGGCGUGUCUACUCUUGAGGUGGGCAAAGAUUAUUGAGCAUUGCUAUAGCUGAAAACCGUUGUACUAGGAUUGGCCAAUGGCAUCCAAACCAUGCUGCCACACUUGCUGAUGCCCAGAGUCCGGGCAGUAGGAUUAUUGACCAACGGCAUCAGAAACUCUGGGCAUAUAGUUCUCAGUUUCUGAUGCCACACUUGCUGCGGUUCCUGUCAUAUGACACUGAUUAUGCAACUGCCCAGACUGAAUGCUCAAG
Panicum virgatum (switchgrass) is the source of this 2670-nucleotide messenger RNA. Its product is annotated as probable serine/threonine-protein kinase At1g01540. Gene Ontology annotation, molecular function: protein kinase activity; ATP binding. The coding region runs from base 565 to 2175 and encodes 536 amino acids. Lineage: Eukaryota; Viridiplantae; Streptophyta; Magnoliopsida; Poales; Poaceae. The transcript is spliced from 6 exons. The record is from RefSeq and is a predicted model, not a curated record. Gene Ontology annotation, biological process: protein phosphorylation.